AUGAACUGCACCAACGCGCCCGCCGCCGUCCCCAGCGACGCCGGCAUCGCAGGCAUCGGCGUACUGCUCUCCUUCAUAGUCACGGCCGCCAUAGCCCUCCUCAUCAGCGCCUCCCUAGUCUUCCAGGAAAUGCGCAACGUCCAGAAACCCUCGAUCCUGCGCCGCAGGCUGCUCAACUCGUACUCGGACCAGCAGAUCCUCACGGGCAUCGGCAUCCAAUCCGUCGGCCUGGCCAAACGAACGAGCCUGGUCCCGUACCACUUCUUCCUCGUGUGGAUGCUUUCUCUCUUGUCUAUGGCCGUGCACAACGCCACCUUGCUCGCCCUCGCCCGCGACUUCCGCCGCGACUGGGUGCUUCGCUGGAUGCGCGAGCUGCUCAUGCUCGUAAACCUCGUCCUGUCGUGCACGUACGGGAUAUUUAUCCUGCGCGCCGUCCAGCGCGGCAUCAACGACGCUACGUUCCCCGUCGAAUGCGCGUGGCGCCCGGAGACGCAGGACGGGCCGGCCGCCGGCAACGCGGCGGUCUCGUACGUAGGCACCGGCGCCGUGAUCGCGGGGAACGUGGCGAUCUUCGCGCUGGCGAUAUGGUAUCUGCACGCGCGCGCGCGGCGUUUUUAUGUUGCCGUCCAGGCUGUCGGGUUGGUCCUCAUGGCGGCGUUUGCGGUCGGAGCGACGGUCCGCGUGGCGUACCUCGCCGACGCGUUCGCGCACUCGACGCCUAUCCGGCUAAGCGACAGCGGCGAGCGGGAGUGGAGUUUUGGACAGCUGCUUUCGGUGGGCAUGUUGCUCUUGCCGCUGGCGACCGUCGUCGAGAUCCUCAGGGGCGAGAUCAAGUGCGCGCCGCCGGAGAGCGAGGGGGAUGAUGAAGGGAAGGGUCGGUUGUUGGGGGAGGAGGAGCAAGGGGAGACGCAGGAGUUAAGGUCGGAUUUGCAGACACAGGAACGCCCGGGGUUCCAGCCCAGUCCGCUUUCGGGGUCGGUGUCGAGUCUUUUGCAUAAGAAGUAG
Daldinia childiae is the source of this 1005-nucleotide messenger RNA. RefSeq lists its product as uncharacterized. The record is from RefSeq and is a predicted model, not a curated record. The transcript has a single exon. NCBI's taxonomy places the organism in Eukaryota, Fungi, Ascomycota, Sordariomycetes, Xylariales, Hypoxylaceae. Bases 1 to 1005 code for a protein of 334 amino acids.